CUCGCCUCUCCGGCGAUGGUCCUCGCUCUUUUGGGCCCAGGACAGAGAUCUUCGCAAUGGGCAAUGAGCAGUCAUCUCAGCAUGGAGGGACGAGUGACCUGGCGGUGGGUCGGUCGGGCACCUCGCGGAAUGACUUGAGGGGCGCAGAGGGAGACGCUGCGGCACCUGUCACAAGGUGAGAAUCAAAGAGAAUAAAAGCAUGUACAUCGGCCACAUGGGAUUGACUGUUGCAUGUUUUGCUUGUGCUGAUGCUGUUCGGUAGCGUGACGACGGAGACUGUGGAUGACACGCUACUUGAUGACACGGGUGAGAAGUGCCGUCCCGUGUCGGCCUCGACAAGCAUAUGGAAACUGGCACACGUGCAAGGUGACAGACUGCACACUCCGCACCACGCAGGUCCACACCCAUUGCAUGUUGUGGGUGCGCGUGUCAAUUGGUUCCGCGUCGUGUCAGGUGAGCAUUCCAACAGGGUGUUGUUCUCGGAGUGUCUGAGUGAGUACACGGACCCCGUGGAGCCAUCCCCUGAACACAAUGGGCGAAUCAUACUCGCUAGGGACACGUAAGUGUUGACCCGAGGAUAUAUCCCCCCACUCACUGGCAGAUAGGGGGCGGCGAGGCUCAUGUUGGGUGGUGCGCGUGUGUCGUUGUUUGAACUUGAAAAGUAUGAUAGCGUAUCACUUUCAAGCGGGGAUGUUUCGCGUCGUCCCUGUCGUUGGCAUCUUCUACUCAAAGAUCAAGCUCCGCGCAGAUACCAAGGUGAAUCGACUGACUGACUGAAUGACAGGCUCACCCUAACAGAGGAGCGCACACACGUUUGGGAUUUGCUUCUGUUUGUAUGUCUGUGUGUCAGUUUACUGAUUUCCAGCUGGUUUUGGGUCCCGAUGUGGGUGUGAUAUCCGAGAGCCUACCCCCUCUGCAUUGGGUCGCUGGGGCCGACGAGCAGGGCAACCUUCACGUCAUGGCAUUCAAUGACAGAACAGCAGACGACAGCAAAGCGGUGAGCCGCCAUGACAAGAACACCUGGAAGGCUUCGCCUUUCUACUUCCUUCCUAGAACCCUUACUCAUUCACCAUUCCGGCCCUAGACGACCCUGCCAUGCGGGUAAGAGGCACCUCGGGUCGAUCACGUCACGCGCAACCUGCCGCCUGCAUUCUUUUGUACGUGUAGGUUGUGUGGCCCGAGCCACGUACGCCUGAGGGCGGCUCGCGCACACUGGUCGUAUUGCAUCGGGACCAGAUGGUGCUGUGGAACUUCCCCGACCUGAUCCGCGAGGCCACGUCAGGCAAGUUCGACAGCACCAACGAUGCGGUGCUGACAGCCGCUGCAGUAUCGGGGCUCAAAAAGCGGUACUGCAAGAAAAUACAGCUCAAGGACCUGUUCAGGACCACACCCACCAUGGUGAAAGAGGGGAGGUGGGAAUCAGUCAAUGCAGUGAAUACGUGAAUCCAUGAGUGUGUCAAUGGCUACGCGUUUACAGGCGCCGGGUGGCCGCAGCCAGACUGUCGACGGCCUAUGCAGCAAAUCAUCAGGUCAGCGAGUGGGUCACUCACUGUACACGAAAACAGGCAGAGCAAUUGACUAAUGAUGGUGUUUGUCUGCGGAUUCGUCGGCUUCAGGUGUUCCUGAAGUUGCCGACUUGUGUUUCUCGCGUGACGGGCAAGUGCUCUUCGCCGCCAUCAAACCCAACCACAUCGUUGCUUGGCUCGUGUCGGUAGGCGGCACAUGUGUGGAUGGGUAUAGAUGGCCCCACACUGUCCAACGUCUACCAUGCCUGGUUGUCUUUGCCUCCUUUUCCCCACCAGUGUCCCGAGAAAGGCGCUCCUCAGGCAGAGGACCUGUUUUCCCAUGCGCUUUCCUCCGACCUGGACAGCCCCACUAUCGCAUCCAUCAACACCUUCACACCCCCCAUGCUCACGGACAUAUCCCUGGCUCACCACCAGUCCGCACCACCUCCGCCAGAGUACCUGGUGGUCGGCAGUGGCAGCAACAUGAGCGUGCAGUUUUACCGCACCAGCAGAGACCAACACCGCCCCCUCACUCUAGAGCAGACGAUGCGCCUCAUGUGCGUGGGGGGUGUAGGGCUGGAUGGCCCGGCACGAGUGCGGGUGGCGCAUGGCCAGGGUGCGGGCAGCGCCUUUGUGGUGGUGGGUGUGCCGGUGAGAGAGGCGGAUGGCGGGCUGGUGCAGAGGUUCGUCCUCAUCGAAACCAGGGAGUGGACCGCACAGAGACCAUUUCUGCCCGCAAAGGCUGUCAGACAGGUGAGUGAGGCGGUGCGAACAGAGCAUGACAAGCCCCACAGGCACACGGAUCUGCUAUGCUGUUUUUCCUGCUGGUCAGCUGCCGAUGUCUCAUUCAUGUGUGGAUUGGGCGUGCGGGAUGCCACGUGAGCACGACUCAGUCAAGGUGGAGCAAGGGCGCAGCCUCAUCAUCUACUGCUUCGAACGGAUGUCACCAGCUGACAGGACUACCAGGAAACAGGCAGAACUAAACCUACACCAUCAGGUUAGCCGACGUGAGCAGGAUGUCAUGUAGACGCAUCACCGACUCACCGUUUGUCCUUCUUCUGUCUGCUCAGUCGCUGAGUCAGCUGCGGUCUCCUUCGCCGGGCCUGCCCGACACCACCUCCCACGUGCAGCUCUUCACACCAGCCGAGCAGGCGCCACCGUUGUCGCCCAGAGCAGAAGAGCCCGAUGCAGAGGAGACUAUGGGAGGUGAGGCCGUGGAGAGAACGGUGGGGAAAAAGGAGGCAUCCACUACUAUCCAGCCACCGCCAGGAUUCCAGCCAUCCUUCCCCGAUACCCCCGCAUCCUCCCCUGCAGGUGCGCAGUUACCACACGGCUGGAUCAGCUGUGGGAAUGGCGUCACCUUUCCUGCUGGCACCAGUGACGCCAGCAGACGGCUGUCCGAGGCCAUCAUUCGCCGCACCAUCGCUGGCGAACAGCAUAUGACGCAGCUCAUCCAGCGGUAUGGAACCGACCCCAAUGUGGAGCCACUGCUGCGGCUGGCGGGCACUACGGGUCGCUAUGUAGCUUAUCCGCUGCUGUCGCUGUGCAUUGACAACCUACGUGACAACCUCACUCACAAUAGCGUGCCGUCCAUCUGGGGAGCCGUCGGCGAGGGCGAGUGUCCCGUCGCCAUGCCGACGUGGGAGACGCCCUCCCUGCAGCUCGCCGUCAUGCGAAGCCUGAUCGAGAGAGGGGCGGACAUCAACAGGGGUGCGGGAGUGGCUAGACCCAUCCGAGUGGCCAUCGCCUCGUGCAACCAGACCGCCUUCGAUCUCCUGAUGGGCCGGCCAGGUGCGCACCAAUUCACAGCACUCACGACACGGAACACACACCAUGAUGUUCGUCGGGACGUCUGUCUGUCUGCCUGUCUGUCUGUCUGUCUGUUCCAGGCAUCCAGCUGCGGGGGCUUUGGGUGAUCCAUCUGCCUUUCACGUUGCCGACGGACCAGCCGACUGAGGCUCACGAGCGCACCCUGCUGUCCUUCUACCGGCAGCUCAUCCAGCGGGACAGCACACUCGCAACCGAGCGGGGCCCGAAUGGCACCAACCUGGUGCAUGUGGCGGCCUUGAGCCAUUCCGUCUGGUCCCAGCAGUUCAUCGAGAACUACAUCGACCUGCUGGUGACCAACGGGGUGGACAUAAAGGCAGUGGACAUCGGUGAGCGGACGCCAUUGCACUACGCGGCAGGCUGCGGCUGUCACUGUGUGGCUGCCUCUCUCUGCCGCCGUCUCACCGCUGCCGACAUCAACAGAGGGGUGCCAAAUGACCCCACCCUCACGCUCCUCACCUACGCUGCCCGACAGCUCGAUGAGGUCACCCAACAGCUGCGAGAUGACACCACGGAGCAGCCCGUGAGGGACCAGGCCACCGUUCGAAUCCCCAAGCUCCAGAAGACCGUCCGUGUGCUGCUCCAGGCGGGCGCCGACAUCGCCCUCAUGCCCACAGCCAGAGAGGAGGACCGCCGCCGUCACCAGCUGGUGCUGGCUGAGCGCAUGGCGGCGGCCAAUGAGCUGCCCAUUCCCGAGCCGCACCCGGCCACCAUCGAGGCGCAGGGGCGGCUGCAGAAGAUGAAGGAGCACCGCGACAAGCGCAAGGGCCGGCAGGCCACACGAGAGGCCAACGAGGCCCCCACAGCGGCCGAAUUGGCGCGGCAGCAGAGGGAGGCCGACGCCCUCAUCAGAGAGGAGGAGGCCAACAAGAAGGAGGCGGCGGCUAAGGCGAAGGCGGGCAAGAAGGGUAAGGGCAAGCGGGGCAAGGGGCAGCACAGCGCAACUUCCACCCCCACCGCCGCCGGCAGCCGCCAGGGCGGCGAAGACGACCGGGCGGACAGCACUGGGGCAGCCGAUGACGACGACCAGCCAGAUCCCAACGAUGAGGAUAGCGACGCCCUGCUGCUUGCGUCGGCCUUCGCCCAACGCGCCAUCGAAAGCCGUAAGCAGGCCAACAACCCCAAGCAGCCCAAAGGAUCGACUCAUCCCCCCUUCUUGCCCUUCCAGCACCCCACAGCCAAGCAACAGGCCACCCUGCCACCCUCAGCCGAUAAGUCCCGAUCCCACCGGCCCCACAAUCGCCCUCUGCUCUCUCGCCCCAGCGGUGUGUCGACGGCCGACCAGACGCCAGGCGAGGAGCGGCUGGCGGGCCCAUCGGCAGACAGCAAGUUGGGAAGAGGCAGCGGGUUUGGCCUCUCGGCUGCUGCACCAUCCCUGUUGUCUCGGGCGGCCGCUCCCCCUCCCCAUCUGCCGUCAGCUGUGGAGCUGCGCGACUCGGGCAAGCGCCGACCGUUUGUGUCGUCGAGUCCCACUCACCCGCCCCCACCGCGUCGGCCCCUGCCACCUGCACACAGACCGGCGAGCGGUGCCGAUGAGUCAGUCCCGCCUCCAGCGCAUGCGCCACAGCAGCCGUAAGCGGACAGACACAGAGAAGGGGAUAGAUGGGUGGGCACAGUGAAUGGUGUUGGUGUGUGUUGUCGUCUCUCUUUGUGUCAGUGACGACUUGCUUCCCUCCUCGUCGACUGGGCAUCGUCCGUCGUGUCACCGGGGCCCUCCGCCACUCGUCAAGUGCCCCAAGUAAGGAACAGACAGGCCGACACAAGGACGCUCCAGGCACACACCGGUGGGGGGUUAUCGUGCAUGUGUCUUCUCAGGUCGUCUGGGGCUUCGUUGAGCCACGAUGAUGCCUGUCGGUCGCCAUUGUUUGAGCUGAGGUGCGCAUACACGCGCCGCACAGCCGCCAUUGAAUUGCCAUGUUUGUUCUGUCUUGUGUCAGGUCCGCGGCUGACGCCUGUCCGUCGUCCAGUAGCUACGACGAUUCCAGUGCUGCACCAGCAGCCCCGGCAGCCGCAGCAGCAGCCGCAUUCGGAACACCAUCAGCACCAUACGAAGCACCACUAGGGUAGGCAGGCACACCAACACACACACACGCACCACAGAGGCGGCUCGUCACGUCAUUGGCUUGCGUGUGUGUGGUCAGGCCAUCGCACUACCAUGAGGACCGACAGGGCGCCUCGGCGUCGGCACACCAUGGUGCUGCAGCUGCUGCCCCUGCUGUAGACGACAUUGUGCGGCAGCGAGACGAACUCGCCCGGCAGCUCGAAGAGACUCAACGAAGGUACGCUGGGAUGCUCGCUCACCUCUGCAGCACAGACACACACACACGCGAUAUGAUGCGAUUGAUGCACACAGGCUUGCCGAGCUCACCACAACCGCCCAGCAGCACCAGCCGUCAUCGUCCGGCAGCUCCAGUGCCCCUCUGUCGCCUCAGCAAACACGGCCACAGCAGCCGCAGCCACCUGCCGGCACUGGUGCUGACAGCACACAGGCCGGCGGGUGCAUCAUCUGUUUCGGCGAGCACGGCCCUGCCUCCAUCAUGUACGUGCCCUGCAGACACAUGCACAUCUGCCACAAGUGCUACGCCCACCGCAGGGACGCCUGGCACCACAGCCUCCCCCGCCUCAAGGCCGACAAUGCCCGUCGGGCGGAGGAGAACAAGGCACGGAUCAAGCGGGACCAGGAGCCGCUGGAGCUGCGGCCGGAGGGCUACCUGUGCGAGCAGUGCCAGACGGAGGUCGUCUUUGCCGGGUCGAUGGACGAAGUGCUGCGGUGGAUCGGCCAGCCAUUCACAUGACUGACUGACUGACUGACUGACAGCCAAAGAUGCCCGUCAGUCAGUCAGACGGCGACAGAGACUGACUGCAUCGGCGAUGGGGAGAGAGCGGCGGGAGGGUGUCAAUGACUCUGACUGACAGGUAGAUGCAUGACAUGAGUGGGCUGACACAAUUCAUUGGCUGGGCUGCAUUGAGAUAGAUGAGCUUCAUACGAACGAACAUGAGUGUCAAGUAAUGACAUGCGCCUCUCAGUCAUCACACAGACAGACCUUUACCGAAAGCAACUCAUCCAAAGUGAUUGGGGCUUACUGCGGCUGAAUGAUUGGCACCCGACGAACCCUGUGGACCCACCUAAGGGUUCCUUUGCACUCCUUCGUCGACCUUUCAGGCGAUCGAUGCGAGCCUGAAAUAGGGCGAGAAGGGACGAUUUUGUUUCGUCUUGGUGCAGCAAUGGCGGCACAAUGAGGACCUCUGAGCAGACGAGUCCGAUUGUCCAUCGCUCAGCCGCUUCCCGUGUGCGGAUUCUGCCAUUGAUUGAGCCUCGCCAGCAUUGAGCCCUGCUGCCCGACGGAUCACCGCGCCACGUAGCGGCUUCUCGU
Messenger RNA from Vitrella brassicaformis, 6706 nucleotides. The record is from the annotation of a GenBank genome assembly. Lineage: Eukaryota; Vitrellaceae.